Prunus armeniaca (apricot) is the source of this 225-nucleotide messenger RNA. The record is from the annotation of a GenBank genome assembly. Lineage: Eukaryota; Viridiplantae; Streptophyta; Magnoliopsida; Rosales; Rosaceae.
AUGCAACAGAAAGCUAGAGCUCAGAAAAUAGAUGAGAAACCAUGCCUUACUCGUCGGAAUUGGUGGCCGGAGGAGAGAGAUCGAGCGGUGAGAAAUUCUGUCAAAACCGGCUUGUUUUCGAUUGAUUCCGGCAAGCACAGUGGACGGUGGUGGCUGAGACUGUUUGGGAAAGGACGAGGGAGAGGUGGCGGUUCGAACGAGACCGGUCUCGAGGCAGGUCGUUGA